Molecule: messenger RNA, 839 nt
Organism: Brassica napus (rape)
Lineage: Eukaryota; Viridiplantae; Streptophyta; Magnoliopsida; Brassicales; Brassicaceae
Product: zinc finger CCCH domain-containing protein 25
Exons: 3
Coding region: 186-743 (185 amino acids)
Cellular component (GO): Prp19 complex; U2-type catalytic step 2 spliceosome; U2-type catalytic step 1 spliceosome
Molecular function (GO): pre-mRNA binding; metal ion binding; U6 snRNA binding
Source: RefSeq, a predicted model, not a curated record
GGGAAACGUGUAGGUUAGAUCAUACUAGCCCACCAAACAGGCCCGUAAGUUUGUUUUAACUCAUUUUUUCCUACCAUAUUCAUCUUUUUCUCUUUAUAAAACGAAACGUCCGGCAUAAAUAUAGCCCUUGCCUCUGUUCAUCCAAAGAGAAGUAGCCGCGUUUAUCGCCAUUGGAGUAGAAGAGAAUGGAUCAGAGAAACCCUAUAGAUCGUCGUCCAAAGAGCCAACUUGGACGUUUUGAUGGCCAUCCAUUAGUUUGCGGUUUCUUUAAAUCGGGUCGUACGUGUAUGGCUGGUGCCACAUGUCCAUUCGCACAUAAAGUUCCCAGAGUUUUUGAUAGUAGAACUGGUUUAGACAAUCCAAAAACCGUCGAGUUACUGGCUAGAAAUGUUUACAUGGGCCCUGUUGAUCCACCCUUGGAUCAAACACUUAAAACGCUCUACCUCCGUCGCCUCAACUCUAGUGUCCACGAGCAGCACAUACGUGACCGUUUCAACCCUUAUGGAGAAAUCAAAUCUAUCGUCUAUUUUGCAAUGAGAGGUGUUGACGGUGCGUUUCUCACAUACACGACCCGAGAAGGGGCGGAGAAGGCCAUGUUAGAGCACUCUUCAUGGGUUGUUAUCAAUGGCCAAAAUGUUAAACUCUUAUGGGGAGCACAUGUGAUCCCCAAGGAAGCUGUGGUUCAGGAGAAUGAUCAACCCCAGGACCAUGAUAGGGAUGUUUCUAGAAUCCUUAUCCAUUGAAAGUUUCAUAAAGAAGCAAACAAAUAAAUAAUAUAAAAGAAGUGAUUUGUAAAACUGCCGAUGAAUAAAUAAUAUACUAUUUAUUGGUUGACUUCA